GUGUUCACAUCAGAUGUGGUUCAGUACACGUAUGGCGUGAAAGACGUGUGUAUUGUCUUCUUCUACUUCUUGAUCUCGAUUGUGAUGCACGCCGUCAUCCAGGAGUACCUCUUGGAUAAAGUGAACCGGAAGUUACACUUAUCGAAGAUAAAGCACUCGAAGUUCAACGAAAGCGGCCAACUGUUGCUGUUCUUCAUUAUAUCGAUAGUGUGGGCCUCAGAGAUCAUACGACGAGACGGUUAUCUCACGUCGAUUAGCAAAUUAUGGGCCGAUUAUCCGCACUUAGAGAUGACUUAUUUGUUUAAGUUUUACUUCAUUAUACAAAUCAGUUAUUGGUUGCACGCCUUCCCGGAGCUCUACUUCCAGAAGGUUAAG
Messenger RNA from Medioppia subpectinata, 375 nucleotides. Lineage: Eukaryota; Metazoa; Arthropoda; Arachnida; Sarcoptiformes; Oppiidae. The record is from the annotation of a GenBank genome assembly.